Molecule: messenger RNA, 2607 nt
Organism: Heteronotia binoei (common prickly gecko)
Lineage: Eukaryota; Metazoa; Chordata; Lepidosauria; Squamata; Gekkonidae
Gene: CLVS2
Product: clavesin 2
Exons: 5
Coding region: 665-1648 (327 amino acids)
Cellular component (GO): membrane
Molecular function (GO): phosphatidylinositol bisphosphate binding
Source: RefSeq, a predicted model, not a curated record
UAAAAUCCAAGUUAAAUCCAAUACCUAUCAAUGUUCUCUCCAAUCUAAGGGAGAGUCUCAGUUUGGCUGCUUGGCCUUGCUGCCUGCCAUUAUGGGGCUUCAUGGCACCUGCUGAUCAGGGCAUUUAAUUGCCCAGUUGAAAUGCCUACUUCACAGGGCAGUAUCUUGGGGGCACGUGUGAAUCCCAUUGCUUGAAGGGAUUAUAAGAAUACCACCUAUUUAGGGCCCUGCAGAGCAUUUACUUCUUUCAGUUAACAAGACAAUUGCAGCAGAAGGAUAGCUGUUAGGUGCAUUUAUACCCUGGCUCUAGUUUUACUGCAGCUUUGAGCCAUUGAUGGGUGCUGGAAGUGGGAACAACUUGUGGUGGGGGAAAUGAAGGAGAAGCUUAGUGGGGUCACUGUACAUGGAUCCAAGUGAAGAUUUGUCAAGGAAGGUGCAAACAAAAAUUGAGUGAGUUCUUGAAAUCAAAAGACAUUAGGUGAUUUUAUUGGAGAGAUUUAUGCUAUAAGGUAAAGGAACAUUAAAGUCACUGAAUUCUGAAAAGGGAAGGCCCCCCCUUUUAGAAAAAAGGAUCAGCACACCAGAGAUUGUGAUACAUUUGGGGUUUAUAUUCUUUCUUCCUUCUGAGAUAAGUGGGGGAAGCAACAUUGGACAGACUGGCACAAUGACUCAUUUGCAGGCAGGUCUGUCCCCAGAGACCCUGGAGAAAGCCCGGCUGGAACUAAAUGAGAACCCGGACACUCUGCAUCAGGACAUCCAGGAGGUACGGGACAUGGUGAUUACCCGGCCAGACAUUGGUUUCCUCCGCACAGAUGAUGCCUUCAUUCUUCGCUUCCUUCGAGCCAGAAAGUUCCAGCAUUUUGAAGCAUUUCGUUUGCUGGCCCAGUAUUUUGAGUAUCGGCAGCAAAACCUGGAUAUGUUCAAGAGCUUCAAAGCCACUGACCCAGGCAUCAAGCAGGCACUGAAGGAUGGAUUUCCAGGAGGACUGGCCAACCUUGACCAUUAUGGCAGGAAGAUCCUGGUCCUCUUUGCUGCCAACUGGGACCAAAGCAGAUAUACAUUGGUGGAUAUAUUACGUGCCAUACUUCUUUCAUUAGAAGCCAUGAUCGAGGAUCCAGAGCUUCAAGUGAAUGGAUUUGUUUUAAUUAUUGACUGGAGCAAUUUCACUUUCAAGCAGGCUUCUAAACUGACACCAAGUAUGCUUCGAUUAGCCAUAGAAGGCCUUCAGGACAGUUUUCCAGCUCGCUUUGGAGGAAUUCAUUUUGUUAAUCAGCCGUGGUACAUCCAUGCCCUCUACACAGUUAUACGACCUUUUCUAAAGGAAAAGACAAGGAAAAGGAUAUUUCUCCACGGGAAUAAUCUAAACAGCCUACACCAGCUGAUCCAUCCUGAGAUUCUGCCUUCUGAAUUUGGCGGGAUGCUGCCCCCCUAUGACAUGGGAACAUGGGCAAGAACGCUACUAGAUCAUGAAUAUGAUGACGACAGUGAAUACAGUGUGGAUUCCUACAAUACUUCAGCAAAAGAAGUAGAAAAGGAUCUGUCUCCCAAAUCCAUGAAGAGGUCUCAGUCAGUUGUGGAUCCUGGAGUGUUAAAGCGCAUGGAUAAAAAUGAGGAAGAAAACAUGCAGCCUUUGCUUUCACUUGACUAACAAUGUCUGAGCAUGGAACAUGAAUUGGGGUGGAAGGUAUUGCCUUUCAGCAACAAGCGAACCAUUGGGAGAGAAUGUACCAGCUGGAAUCCUAUUUUUCAUGUUAAUGUAGCAUAAUGUAAUGAGGCAGCAGGUUUUGCCAGUCAGCCUGGAACAUGGGUGCCCUCGGCUGGAAAACAGGGUGGAAAAAAUGAAAAAAAGAAAAUAUCAAUAAUAUAUUCUGUAAGUGCCAACCUGUGUGUAAAUAGUCUCCUCCUCCUUUCUGCAUUUGUAAUUAAUGAUAGGGAUAUAGUACAAGAAAACAGAGAUAGUGGCUACUAAAAUAUGCCAGUUGAAUGCACUGUAAAAGGACAAAAACACUCAGACAAAAAAAAAAUCAAACCUAAGUAAAUUGCAUUCUUUUUAUACAAAGCCAUAUUAUAGCUUUCAUAUGGACUAUGUUGUUUUCUUUCUACAGUUCUCAUUUAAGAAGGGAAUAUAGGAUCCUGUAGACCUCAUUGUAAGUGGUGUGUUAUUUCCUGUCUAUAAGAUUGUAUUUGACAGAUAAUGCUGUGGUUUAUUGCUGAUAUUAGGAUAUGAUUUGAAUUUUAAGGGCAGAAAGAGGAAUCUUAGAAAAAGAGCUAUGCUCCAUUUUUUUGUUAUUGGGGUUUACAAGGCAUCUGAUUUUUUUUUAAUAUUUUCACACGAAAUCUGGGUUUUAAGAACCAUUUGUGUCCUGAACAUAAUAUGGACCUCAGAAGAUCAUCCUUUAUUUGGGUCCACUUGUAAGAAUGCUUUAGAACUUGCCUCCUCAAGAGGAGGGUACAUGGUAUUGCUUAGCUUUUGGGAUCCUAGCAACAGGUUGAAAUUCAACUCCUAAACUUUACAAAACUGAAGCCUGAAUACAUAUCUAUAUAUUUUUACCAGUCUCUACAUAUAAAGUGUCAUUGGUAGAUAAGUAUAUUUAAUCAAGGAUUUAU